AUGGCUGGAACUAGCCAUGAGGGCCCCGAGUCUGAUCGGAAGCUCCCAAAAAACCCACCCUUGCCAGAUGACGGAGCCGAUAGCGAUGAGGAUGAGUUUCACGAUGCGCGAUUCCCCGCCGAGGAGGAAGCUCGACUGUUGAAAGAAUCCCAAACCAUCAAACAAGAAGCGAACCAGCUUUUUAGCUCCGCAUGCUACGACCAGGCCAUCUCUUCCUACGACCGCGCGCUUUCGUCCUGCCCAAACUAUCUCGACUAUGACGUUGCUGUCCUCCGGAGUAAUAUUGCUGCUUGCUACUUGAAACUAGAGGAUUGGAAGGCUGCAAUCGACGCUGCGACGGCAUCUCUUGAUCGAUUGGAGAAGAUUAUUCCUACGACUGGCUCGGAUAAAAACCAAAGCGAUGGGGAUCAAUCGAAUGCGACGAAUACCACCACACAGGAGAGCGGAGCGGUUGUCGAAUUAUCUGCGGCAGAUGCAGAGGCAGAGGAGAAACAGCUGGCACACUUGAAGGAGUUGGACACGCAGCGUACAAAUGUACUACGCAUCCGCGCCAAAUCUCUUAUGCGACGUGCCAAGGCGAAAUCCAAUCUUGGCGGUUGGGCCAAUCUACAGGGCGCUAUUGAGGACUACCAAGUUCUGAAUUCAAUGGAAACCCUCCCACCAGACGAGAAGCGCAUUGUGCAGAGGGCGCUUCGUGAGCUUCCUGCCCGAGUCAACGAGGCGAAGGACAAGGAAAUUGGGGAGAUGAUGUCCAAGAUGAAGGAUCUGGGUAACGGAAUCCUGAAGCCCUUUGGCUUGUCAACGGAUAACUUCAACUUUGUCCAGGAUCCUAAGACUGGCGGCUACUCUAUGAACUUUCAAUCAUGA
Penicillium cataractarum is the source of this 867-nucleotide messenger RNA. RefSeq lists its product as uncharacterized. The transcript is spliced from 3 exons. Lineage: Eukaryota; Fungi; Ascomycota; Eurotiomycetes; Eurotiales; Aspergillaceae. The record is from RefSeq and is a predicted model, not a curated record. Gene Ontology annotation, molecular function: protein binding. The coding region runs from base 1 to 867 and encodes 288 amino acids.